GCAUGCGCCUUGGCGGCCAGCGAUGGCGGCGCCCGAGGAGUCGCUGAGGAGGCGGAAGGUCGGGAGCGCGGGCCCGGGACCUGGGUCUCCGCCGGGGCCGGGGCGCGACCCCGCGGGCUGCCCGGCCCGCCUCGGCGCAGGCACCUUCUGGCUGACCAGGAUCGUGCUCCUGAGGGCGCUCGCCUUCGUUUACUUCGUGGCGUUCUUGGUGGCUUUCCAUCAGAACAAGCAGCUGAUCGGAGACAGAGGGCUGCUGCCCUGCAGGCUGUACCUGCGGAGCGUGCAGCAGCACUUCCGGGGCGGCGCUGGCUGGGACGCCGUGAGCUACGCCCCCACGCUACUCUGGCUGCUGGACUGGUCGCACAUGGACUCCAACCUGGACGCCAUCGCGCUCCUCGGGCUGGGCGUCUCGUCGUUCAUCCUCGUCACUGGCUGCGCCAACAUGGUUCUCAUGGCUGCCCUCUGGGUCCUCUACAUGUCCCUGGUCAACGUGGGACAGGUCUGGUAUUCAUUUGGAUGGGAGUCCCAGCUUCUGGAGACGGGCUUCCUGGGAAUCUUCCUGUGCCCCCUCUGGACUCUGUCUCGGUUGCCCCGAGGGACCCCCACAUCCCGGAUCGUCGUGUGGGGCUUUCGGUGGCUGAUCUUCAGAAUCAUGCUCGGAGCAGGCCUGAUCAAGAUCCGGGGGGACCAGUGCUGGCGGGACCUCACCUGCAUGGACUUCCACUACGAGACGCAGCCAGUGCCCAACCCUGUGGCCUACUUCCUGCACCGCUCCCCGUGGUGGGUCCACCGCAUCGAGACGCUGGGCAACCACUUCCUGGAGCUCGUGGUGCCCUUCUUCGUCUUCCUGGGGCGGCGGAUGUGCGUCCUCCACGGGGUCUUACAGAUCCUGUUCCAGGUGGUCCUCAUCAUCAGCGGGAACCUGAGCUUCCUGAACUGGCUGACCAUCGUGCCCAGCAUCGCCUGCUUCGAUGACGCCACCUUGGGCUUCCUGUUUCCCUCUGGGCCAGGUGGCCUCAAGGAUCAAGUCCUGAAGAUGCAGAAGAAGGAAGGUCAAGGGGUCCAGCCCAUGCCAAGAUACGGCUGCAUGGUGCGGCAGGCGGUCAACCUUGCGAUGGGCAUCCUGGUCGCCUGGCUCAGCAUCCCUGUGGUCCUCAACCUGCUGAGUCCCAAGCAAGUCAUGAACAGCUCCUUCAACCCCCUCAGAAUCGUCAACACGUACGGGGCCUUUGGAAGCAUCACCAAGGAGCGCACGGAGGUCAUCCUGCAGGGCACGGCCAGCCCCAACGCCAGCGCGCCGGACGCCGUGUGGGAGGACUACGAAUUCAAGUGCAAGCCGGGCGACCUGAGGAGGCGGCCGUGCCUCAUCUCCCCCUACCACCACCGCCUCGACUGGCUCAUGUGGUUCGCGGCCUUCCAGACCUACGAGCACAACGAGUGGAUCCUCCACCUAGCGGGCAAGCUCCUGGUCAACGACGCCCAGACCCUGUCGCUGCUGGCCUUCAACCCUUUUGCAGGCAGGGCCCCGCCCAGGUGGGUCCGGGGUGAGCACUACCGCUACAAGUUCAGCCGGCCUGGGGGCGGGCACGCCGCCAAUGGCAAGUGGUGGAUCCGCAGGAGGCUCGGCGCCUACUUCCCCCCGCUCAGCCUCCAGGACCUGAAGGGCUACUUCAAGGCCCGGGAGUGGCCGUACACAGAACUGGAAUAGAGUGACCUGUGCCCGAGAAAUAAAGCGGGAGGCCACGCCAGCUGCUCUGAGUGAGGUCUCGUUCCCAGCGCCGCUGCCUGCGCCUGCACGUCCAAGAAGGCAAACCGGUGAGAGGGGGGAUCUCGGGAGCCCCUGGGUUUCCUAGUUGAUUAGAGACCCCAGGGGGCGGGAGGGCCACCGGGGUCCAGGUGGAGAUCAUGCGCACAGCUCUCCAGGCUGGGCCCUGCUUUCCUCCCCAGGGACCAGCAUCCCAAGCACGGACAGAAGCCCUUUGUCCCCCUGGGGCGGGCCGCCCCACCGGGCCUCCGCCCCUCCUUUGUGACCAGAGCCCCCAGUCUCGUGCUGUGGGGCCUCCUGCUCCCUGACCUGCAGAGGGGGUGGGUGGCCUGGUGCUGCAGCAGCGGGGAUGCCCACAGCCGCGAUUGGAGGCCCGGUCGUCACAAGCUAAGCAGGAGUGUUUUCUGCUUGGCGAUCCUUCUGGGCCCCGCUGCCACAGCACUGGGUGCAUCCCGAGUCUUUACUGCCCGGCGUCAGCUGUGAGCGAGCAGAACGCCCGCCCGUGGGGUGAGGGCCCCCUGGACUAACAGCCACGCAGCGGGCAGCACGGCCCCAGCCCUGGUCGCCAGACCUGAGGAGUCGGAGGGGCUCCCACCCAGGGGGCAGCAAGUGGGGGCACCAGGCGGCUCCCCCUUCCUCCCACCCCACCCCCACCCCUGACCGUCCAGGGCACAGGCCACACCACGGAGGGUCUCGGCUGGAACGAGGGGGUUCAGGCCAGGAGGCCGGCCGAGGUGGGCACAAGUGCGGGUCUGUGUGGAGCCCCCGCCCGCCUGGGGGGCCAGCCCAGGUGCCAACAGAGAGUCCGUGUUCCUGCUCACAGGGAAACAGGCUCCCUGUGUCUGUGUCGGGACAGACGGGGCCUCAGACGAGGAGCCUGGAGCCAGCAAGUCUGCCCGCGGCGGCCGCGUGGAGCUAACCGCCGGCUGCUGUGCCUGGGCAGCCCUUCCUGGGGGGCUCUGCCAGCGGGGGGGUGCACAGGGGGUGUCCUGUGAGGCCCAGUGUGGGCAGGGGGCCUGAGGAGACACUGCGCCUGGGCCCAGAAGGCGCUCCCCCACUGUGCCCAGAACCAUGAGUGGCCUCCCUGCCAGGAGCCGUGGGGGGAGCGGGGGAGGGAUCCCUGCGCCUGCCAGCCAGGCUCGUCGCCACCCAGGGCUUGGGCAGGGGAGCCCCAGGACUCAGAUGCCCUAACUGUGGGCUUCUCUCUGGGCCUCGGUCCAGCCAUGCCUCCAAGUCUCCCAGAACCCCCAAGACACACACAGGAGGUGACGCUUAGGCCUGAGGCGUGGGGGCAGGGCUGGAGCUAGAGGCAGAGGUGACACAGGGAGACCCCAGGCCCAGUCACAGGGACCCCUUGGCUCAGGGGCACCCCAGGAACUGGUGGCCCCACAGCCGUCCCAGGACAGGACAAAUACACGCUCACCCCAGGGACAUCACAGGUGACCCCAGGUCUGGGUCUGGCUGAGGGCACUGUGGCUGGAGAGAGGCCACUCCUCUAACAAACUAAGGACCCCCCAGACCUGCUCCUCCUGCAGCCCCUCACCCUCCUGGGCUCGGGGCCCCCUGCCCCCACCCAUCCAACAGCAGACGGCACCGGCUUCACCCUCAGAGUCUGUCCUGAGGCCCACACGUCCCUCCUUGCUGGCUGUGAAUAGUCACUGCCACCCCAGCCCACCCAGGGCCUUUCUGCCCCACACUCGCCAGCGCCUCGGGCGCGGGGCCUCCGCACUGGCACCUCCUGGUGCCCAUGCCCCCAGAGCCACCAAGCCCUGCCUUCACCUGCCACCAGGCUGCUCCUGGUCACACUCGCAGCUGGUGGGAGCCCAGCCUGGCCCCUCAGGCCAAGCGGCCCCUAUCCAGGUCUGCCAGGUAAACUGUCGCCUGGUGGACGCAAAGAGCGCAGACACCGCGGGCACCUGCUCCACCCAACACCUCCCAUGAGACCUGUUGUUUCUUGACCCAAGAGAAACUUCCGGAGAGGGGAGGGGCUCAGGGACACGAGGUGGGGCAUUAGCCGUCUGGGUCUGAGGGACCGCUGCACGGCUGAGUCCGGGAGCAUGGGGGCCAUUCUCUCCUCUUCCCUCUCCCACCAGAUGUUGGCUGGGGCAGAUGGUCCAGGCACGGCUCUCCGCCCCACUGCAGGGAACUGUGGUCAGACUCAGUCGGGUGCUGGAGCCACUGCAGCCACUUCUGCCCUGAGGGGUCUAGGGUGUGGGGGAGGGGCGGGGGGGGGGCUGAGAACUUCAGGUGCCCCUGGUCUUCCCACCCACUCUCUCUAGCUGAUGGCCCUGGAAAUCAUGCCUGGCCGAGCCAGCCGUGCCGAGACCCCUGCCUCUGUCUGGGGACUCCUCCGUGCAGAACACUACACCCCCAUGGCUGUCACACGUCUGGACGGGGACUGUCCAGGCAUGGCAGCACACCCAGGCCACCUCAUCCCACCUGGGCCCCGCCAGGACCGUAAGCUGCAGAGUUUGUCCCUGUGGCCACACCACAUUCCAGAAAGUUCCUCAGCCCAGAAGGUGCUGGGCACAUGCUGAGACGUCUGUGCCCCACCCCCCCCACUGCUGCCCCAAGACGUGGAGGGGACCCUGACUCUCCACCUCGAGGGCCCCCCCCCACCCCCACUGAGCAACGUCGGCCCCCAGCUUGACCUGCUGAGUCGGGGCCGGGAGGCUGGGUCCCCUGGAAAGGGCCUGGCACAGGAGGACCACCCAGGCUGCUGCCUGUUUUGGGGGAUCUGGCACUCCAGUCGCCAUGCGCCAGGCAGUGGAGGUGCUCAGGGUGACCUGCUGGGCCUGGCUGUCGGCUCUGUCCCGAGCCAUGGGCUCCGCUGAGGGCCUGUCUCGGGGGACGGCCACCCUGCCUCCCCUCCUGCUCCAGCGGCCAGGUGAGGAGGCAGCUCCCAUCGCACACGGGGCAGGGUGCACGGGCUGUCGUCAGGCAGAGGGGCUCUGAUGUCCCUCCUUGGCCCAGAGGCUUUUACUUCAUGGUAAUUAGAUACAGUUCGGCACCUGCGAAGGCCGAGACACGCCUCUGGGCCUCAUUCAGAUGAGAGACCCUCCCUGGGCGCCCCUUCUCUCCUGGGGCCGCUGCACCUGCUGGUGGGCCUCACGCCCCAUGGUCUUGGGCCGCUGGUUCCAGCUGGAAGGGUCUGUGCCUCAGGCUCUCAGGAGGGGAUGGAGCUUCAGCUCAGCACGUCUGGAGUCCGGGAGGUGACAGGCCAUUAAAACUGGGCCGGGGAGGAACAGAAAGCUGAGCAGCUACUGUACGUAACCGCUUGCAUGGCCUCUACGGUUAUUCACGUCGCUCAUGGCGCCCUUAUAACUUCCAGAUCUCUCCCACCAGGGGAGCGGCCCCUCUCCGUUCCUGAGCUUUGUUCUGGGCUUUUCUCUUUUGUCUCCUGGUCGGUCUUCCCAGGGCGCCAGCUCUGGGUCCUGCAAUCAACUCUCCUCUUGCGGUUUCCAGUUCUCGCACGGCUUGCUGUCAUCUCCCUCCCUUCCUUCCACAUCUGCCAGGCUUUUGUCCGCUCUCUCCCUGGGUUGCAAACUUACUUCGUUUCUGUCCUUCCUCCUGAUUUCUAGGAAACGCGGCUACGGAGCCCCCGGCCGCACCCGUGGGUUCUGUUGGAUACUGUGGGCCUUGUCUGUGAAUUCUAGAGAUUCUCAUUUCCUCUUUAAGCCAUCCCAUAAUAGAGGUGGGGACUUCCAUUCUCAGAUGAAUGGAUUUGGGGCGCCAUCUUUUGUUUAUAUUUAAUUUUAUCGCCUGUGUUGGCCACUCCUGGCUCCCUCAGGAUCGACGCACCUUUCAGAAGUGAACGAGACUCCUGGGAAGAAUACCAUCUUGAAUUCUGAGGCACUGCUUGCAUGUCUCUCCUGAGGGGUUCCCUUGCUCAGCAGCAUGACAGUCUGCCCCCAGGUCCAUUCCCAUGUUGACCUCCCGACCCCGUGUCCUCACGGUUAAGAACCCACAGGACCUUCAUCCUCAGGGACUCAGUUCCUACACCACUGAGUAAGGUGGAACUCACGUAACAGCAAAUCGACCUUUAAAACUCCUGAAGUCAGGGCCGGCCCCAUGACCGAGUGGUUAAAGUUCCGCAUGGUCCACUUCAGCGGCCCAGGUUUGCAGAUUUGGAUCCUGGGUGUGAACCUGCUCCA
Messenger RNA from Equus quagga, 5919 nucleotides. RefSeq names its product lipase maturation factor 1 (gene LMF1). Gene Ontology annotation, biological process: protein maturation. Bases 23 to 1708 code for a protein of 561 amino acids. NCBI's taxonomy places the organism in Eukaryota, Metazoa, Chordata, Mammalia, Perissodactyla, Equidae. The record is from RefSeq and is a predicted model, not a curated record. The transcript has 11 exons. Gene Ontology annotation, cellular component: endoplasmic reticulum membrane.